Molecule: messenger RNA, 3716 nt
Organism: Hymenoscyphus albidus
Lineage: Eukaryota; Fungi; Ascomycota; Leotiomycetes; Helotiales; Helotiaceae
Source: the annotation of a GenBank genome assembly
CAGCUAGUGACAGCCAGCGGCAGCUAGUGGUAGCUACACGCAGCCUAGCAGCCUAGCAGCCUAGCCCAUCAUGCUCUCUACUGUGUACUGUAGUUCCUCCCGCCCCUUCCGUUCCAACCGCAUUUGACGGUCUGACCUCGACUUUGGAGCAUUGCAUUGCAUUGAAGCAGAAGCACUAAGCCCUGUGGCCACUGCUGCCACCACACAAAAGCACCACCAUGACCAUCGCCAGCAACGCUUCUGAUGACCAUCCACGAUUCCUCCCUAAUCCUGAACUUUCGUGUGUACGCUGUACUGUGUGCCGUACUUCCGUGUGGGACGUUGUUAGACGUUUACAUUAACACCAUCAACACCAUCUACACCAUCAACACCAUCAUCCGCAUCACCAGCUCCACCCCACACCUACACGGCACAUCAACUGACCAGAGCGUCUCUGAUCAAACACCCAACCCACUCAAUUCAUCACUUCGCCCUCGGCCGGCUCCAUAGUCGAGCAUCACCACCGCCAACGCGACGGAGAUUUAAAUGAUACAACGCUUCUUCUUUUUCCCACUCCUUUUCUCUUUCUUGCGUUCGUUUCUGUGAAAUCCAACCAACCAACAACCAAACUCGACACCUUUGGCGAAUUGAACUGUCGGUCCCUUCUAGCUUCGGCCAAAGAGAGCUCGCUCCCUUUGCCCUUGAAAUUUUCUCAGGAUACUACGGUAGUGGGUCAUGAACCAUCGCCACCACGCAGCCUUUCCUCGCAACUACAUCGGCAUCGUUAUUAUGCUGUGACAAAUCCAAGGAAUUUUCAUCUACAAGAUCUCUUCUCACACGGCUUGAAUACCACAAUUUCAAAAAAAUCCAUUCUAUUCUUCUACGCGCUCAUCAAGGAAGCGAUUCAUGUUCCUCUCCCUCCCAUAGGGUUACAGUUACCUCAGAACCUCAGCGCGUCCGGACCAAGCCUCAUCCUAGACUCAGCCUACAUCUAUUCUCACUCAUCCCAACCAUUUCAGAUCUCGGUCAAUCAAUUCUUACUCUUUAUAAUUACUCUUUCUAGUCAGAGUCUCGGCCAAGGGUAACUUCCGCGACUUUACACCAGGAAACACCAUCGGCCACUAUCACGGAAUUGACUUCUCGGCCCGCUUCAUCAGUUGCCGAAGAAGAAUCUAGCCUUCAUCAACCCAUCAAAAACCAUCGCCGACCUACCUCUCAUCACAGGCAGCUCCCCGAAUACAAACUCAGCAAGAUGGAUACCGCUCUCAUUACUUUCAUGGUGUAUGUUGUCCCCUUUUUCUUAGCUGUGUCUAUAUCUCAAGCAAGACGUUUUUUUAUACCUCAAACUGCCUCGUCUGUUUAUAAAUCUCUAGUUUGGUUUCGCUUUGUUUCGUUGCGUUUUGUUUCCAAAAGCACUGAAAUGAUGGUCCUUUCAUUCUCCCCAUUGGAAUCUGGUCGAUGUUUGAAAACGACUUCAACUAAAAACCACGGGACGUUGAGAAUAAAUUCAAACAUCUCGGCGUUUGUUUCCUCUAUGGCGGAUUGAUGGCGAAUUGCUUCGAUGAUCCUCGUCAAAGGUUGGCUGAAGUAUUUUCAACGGACCGGAUUGUCGGAGAAUAAUUGCGCUUUGCUGUGUGUUUCCUUCAACGGAUGCCGAUACCUACCGUUGUGGGCGCGUGAUGGAUACCGUGUAAUCCGUACGUCCACGAUAUUCAUUACCCUUUUCGUCGAGCUGUCUCUGGAGUCAAGUCAUGAACUCUGGGGAAUCUCCCCGAUCUUGGCGUUACAUCACGAAGAUUGUACUUCUGCCUCAGGACUGCCUCGACAAAAGCUUUACUAGGCGUGGGCAUCGUCAGCUUAGGAUGAGGAUGCAGUUGCAUACGGUGGCUCUCUAUCUUGGCGACACCGCAUCAUGUCAUCGGGAUCGAUGGCUCAUCGCAUCUUUCGCAUCGACACCUCCCCCAUGUUCCACAUGUCCACGUCCUGCCCCGGCCUGCCUCCCGGAGGUUUAUUUUUGUCUGGCCCCCGAAUCCACGAAUCUGGCUCAUCCCCGAUGCAACCGUCAGUUUAAGCGCGGUGCAACUCUACCUGCUUUAGCACCUUCCCUGCCCUUGCAAAGUUGUUUCGCGGGUUUUUCUCUAAUUAACGGGUCUUCUGUUUCAUGUGUGCAUCCCGCUGACGCAGUGCAGGCAAACAUCCCCAUACACCCAAUCCGUACAUUUGAUUGGCUCGUGGGAUAAUUUCUCGAAACAUUACACCAUGGAACAUGAUACUAAGCGCGCUCGUGGCCAAUGGCGCGGUUGCUACGCCUUUACCGAUAUCAUCUGCGAUGGUGAUGGCGCCAAUGGAUCAAAGCGGACCGGUGGUUUGAAAAUGGGCGCAACUUACUAUUACUACGUAUAUCAUCCCUGCGCUUGAAGCUUAAACCAGAACAACACUCUGAUCAUAUAUAGUACGAGCUGGACAACGGCACUGAAGUUCAUGAUCCAUCAGUUCCCUUCACAACCUCCUGUCCAUACCUGCCCGGUCAACCAGUCAACCUCCUUCAAGUUCCCGUCGAGGUUCAACCUAUUCGCCUUCGCAGUGCCUCCGUAAAUUCAUUAUCAGCCAUAGAAAUAAUGACGAUGAACCCGGCCGACAAAUUUGUGGCUCCUCGCCCUCCACCACCACCUCCAACCACAACAAGAACAUCCAAAACUUCACCAAGCCAGGUCUCACCAAAGAGACCUGCGCGAUCAGUCUCACCCAGGUCUGAUAGGUCAAUACGAACAUUCUUUGGUCUUCGAUUACCACAAGAGUCCACUCACCGUGGGCGGUCUGUUUCGCUAGGCAGGACAGUGGGGGAGAAAUACAACAGUCGCAGUUCUUCGCCCAGACAAAACACUUCAGUACCACACUCGCGAAAUGCUUCGCCCCAAUCAUUGGGUGUUCGCAGGCAUACGAACCCCCAAGAGAGGAUUCCAAUCGUAUCUCAAUCAUCAUCUCGCCACACUGGUCUGUUUACCAUGGAUGCACUUGAUAUACCAGACGAGAUUGUAGAGGAAGGAGAGGAGGAUGACGAUAACUUUGCAGGUCAACUUAGCCCUCACAGCUCAUACGAGGGUGAUGUCUUCACGCACUUGUCACCUCCACCAACUCCACUUCGUUCUCCAACCCCCAGGCGUGCUAAAACUAGCACAUCCAAGCCAUUACCUGGGUUGCCAGAAAGCUGCUUAGUUCCUCAACCACUUCGACUUCGGGCCUUUGCAUUCGAGGCAAACCUACCAAAGUCACACUUCUCUACAUCAACCGAAGCUUCCUUCAACAUGCCACGCUCCCACUUCUCUACUUCCACUGUCUCUAGCACAAGCCUCGAAGCUCGAUCCCAUUUCUCCACCUCAACUAUCGCCACCCAGAUUGGGUCUCCUUCAUUGGCCAAGUUCAUCUUCCAUGACACGGAGGAGGAGGAAGAAGACGGUCUCGUUGCAGAUUCAGAGGAGAGCGGUGAUGAUUUCACAUAUAGUCCUCCCUCGGAGGCUUCUGAUGGGCGUGAAUUUUCUUGCUACAGUCUCCUAGAGGAUGAAUGCUCUUCUCAACAGUCAUUUCAGAAGGGCUCCUCUCACUCUUCUUUGUCUCCCAACUCCAGGUUGACAUUUGGAGGCGCUCUUACUGCCGGCAUGUUGGAUUCUGCCAAGAUGACUUCUCUUGAGGACUUGAUGAGUGAGGUUGGGUAUCUUCACUCUGUCAUUGGUGGAAAC